Cokeromyces recurvatus is the source of this 696-nucleotide messenger RNA. RefSeq names its product S-adenosyl-L-methionine-dependent methyltransferase. Lineage: Eukaryota; Fungi; Mucoromycota; Mucoromycetes; Mucorales; Mucoraceae. Gene Ontology annotation, molecular function: methyltransferase activity. Bases 1 to 696 code for a protein of 231 amino acids. The transcript is spliced from 3 exons. The record is from RefSeq and is a predicted model, not a curated record.
AUGACGAUUGUAGAUGCUGGUACUGGGAAUGGUAUUUGGGCCCUGGAGAUAGCUUCAGAAUAUAUGAAUUCAAAAGUCGUUGGCUUUGAUUUACGACCUCCUUCUGAACAUCAACAAGGGAAACCAAAAAAUUUACAUUUCUAUGAAGCAGAUAUUACAAAAAUGUGGCCUUUAGACUCUAAUUCGGUUGACUUUGUAUUUCAAAGAAAUAUGGGACAAAAUAUACAAAAAGAUCAAUGGAGACAUGUAUUUCAUGAAAUGUUUCGAGUCCUUAAGCCAGGUGGUACAAUUGAAUUACUUGAAGCUGAUUUAUGGCAUCAUAAUCCCGGACCAGUUCAAAAGGCAUUCGAUGAAUUUUAUCAAUCUCAAUGUACAGAAAAUAAUUUAGACUUUACUUUUACAGAAACAAUCAUUCAAAAAGAACUUGAAUCAAAUGGCUUUGAAGAAAUAGAUCAUCGCACAUUAGAUAUACCCAUUGGUGAAUGGCCACAAGAAUCAGAAUUGAAACAGUUUGGUUUUAUCAAUAAAGAAAUUCAAAAAGCAUCACUUCGAAAUAGAAAAGGUUUUUAUGUAUCAAAAUGGGGAAUUACACCAGAGGACUACGAAAUAGCUGUUAAAGAAGUAUUAUUGGAAUUUGAUGAUUAUCAUGGAUUUUCACGUUUUAAUUGUUGGAUUGUAAAGAAACCAUCAAACUAA